This is a messenger RNA of Manihot esculenta (cassava), 706 nucleotides long. Its product is annotated as protein BUNDLE SHEATH DEFECTIVE 2, chloroplastic. Gene Ontology annotation, cellular component: protein folding chaperone complex; chloroplast stroma. Gene Ontology annotation, molecular function: protein folding chaperone. Bases 107 to 508 code for a protein of 133 amino acids. The record is from RefSeq and is a predicted model, not a curated record. The transcript has 5 exons. Lineage: Eukaryota; Viridiplantae; Streptophyta; Magnoliopsida; Malpighiales; Euphorbiaceae.
CUACAACAUUGUUCACAGCCCAGUUGCAAUCUAAUCGUUGGGAACCUGUGAUUGCUAUCCAUUGCAAUAUUGCAAAGCCACCAACUGAAAAAGUUGAAUUCUUUCAAUGGCUGUGACUUCGUGCUUGAGGCUGCCGCUUCCUGUUAGAGCCACGCAAGAUUCAGGGAUAUAUGGAACUGGAACCAGUUCUGUCAAGCAGGAGAUUCUUGGGAUACAUGACUUUUUCCACCCUCUUUCUACUGCUAGACAUCACCAUUUGAAAACUAGAGCUGCACCAAGUAAUCAAAACCCAAAACCAAAAAGCGUCAUCUGUGCUGACUGUGAUGGAAAUGGUGCAGUUCUAUGCUCACAGUGUAAAGGUAGUGGAGUGAACUCCGUUGAUCUCUUUAAUGGGCAGUUUAAAGCUGGAGACUCCUGUUGGCUUUGUGGAGGAAAGAAGGACAUCCUAUGUGGGAAUUGCAAUGGAGCUGGCUUUAUUGGUGGUUUUAUGAGCACAUUUGAUGAGUAGAAAUGAUUAUGUGAUGAAGCAUACCUGGCUAGAAGUUGUUGAUCACUGAAUGUGAGCAAUUAAGUUUCAACUUUCAUGCAUUGAAAUGUGCAUAUGUAUAAUGAGAUAAAUUUUAACAUAUAUCAUUCUAUACUGAGAUCUAUACUCUCAAUUUGUUUGCUUCAGAUUUUUCAAGGUUUCUUGAGAUUACUGAUACAA